Messenger RNA from Numida meleagris (helmeted guineafowl), 4152 nucleotides. Its product is annotated as sodium-dependent serotonin transporter-like. NCBI's taxonomy places the organism in Eukaryota, Metazoa, Chordata, Aves, Galliformes, Numididae. Gene Ontology annotation, cellular component: neuron projection; membrane. The coding region runs from base 1 to 1824 and encodes 607 amino acids. Gene Ontology annotation, biological process: sodium ion transmembrane transport; serotonin uptake. The record is from RefSeq and is a predicted model, not a curated record. Gene Ontology annotation, molecular function: serotonin:sodium:chloride symporter activity; serotonin binding. The transcript has 14 exons.
AUGGGGGAGCACUGCCCGGUGCCUGCCAGCCCCCCCCAGCAGGAUGGGGGUCCCGGGGCCGUCCCCGCGCCCCCAGCCCACCCCCGGGACAAGUGGAGCAAGAAAAUGGAUUUCCUCCUCUCGGUCGUUGGGUUUGCCGUCGAUCUGGGCAACGUGUGGCGCUUCCCUUACAUCUGCUACCAGAACGGAGGGGGAGCCUUUCUCAUCCCAUACACGCUGAUGGCUGUUUUUGGAGGGGUGCCCCUCUUCUACAUGGAGCUGGCCCUGGGGCACCCCGCUCCAUGCGGAACUACCAGCCCCACACAGGACCAGCAGCCCUAUGAAAUUCCUCCAGCCCCAUGCAGGGCACAGGGAGAGGCUCAACUUUCCCAGGCUGCGAGAGCCUGUCCCCCUCUCUCCACAGGCGUCGGUUUUGCCAUCUGCAUCAUUGGCCUCUACGUCUCCUUCUACUACAACACCAUCAUCGCUUGGGCACUCUAUUACUUCUACUCGUCCUUCUCGGGCACCCUGCCCUGGGCGAGCUGUGACAACCCCUGGAACACACCCAACUGCACCAACUACUUCGGGAGGAACAAUGUGACCUGGACCAACUUCUCCAGGUCCCCUGCUGAGGAGUUUUAUACGAGGAAGGUCCUGGAGCUUCAGAAGUCUGGCGGCCUGUACAACGUGGGGGGGAUCCGCUGGCAGCUGCUCCUCUGCCUCUUCCUCAUCUUCACCAUCGUCUACUUCAGCCUGUGGAAAGGGGUGAAAACCUCUGGGAAGGUGGUGUGGGUGACAGCCACGCUGCCCUACCUCGUCCUGCUCAUCCUGCUGGUCCGCGGGGCCACCCUGCCUGGUGCCUGGAGGGGGGUCCUCUUCUACUUGCGCCCAGACUGGGGCAAGCUGCUGAGCACAGCGGUCUGGGUUGAUGCUGCUGCGCAGAUUUUCUUCUCCUUGGGUCCUGGAUUCGGUGUUCUUCUUGCUCUGGCCAGUUACAACCAUUUCCACAACAACUGCUACCGGGAUGCACUCAUCACCAGUGCGGUGAACUGCCUCACCAGCUUCCUCUCGGGCUUUGUCAUCUUCACCGUGCUGGGCUAUAUGGCCGAGAUGCGGGAUGUGGAGGUGGAGGAUGUAGCCAGAGACAAAGGUCCCAGCCUGCUUUUUAUCACCUACCCCGAAGCCAUCGCCAACAUGGUGGGAUCCACCUUCUUUGCCGUCAUCUUCUUCCUGAUGAUGAUAACGCUGGGGCUGGACAGCACGUUCGGGGGCCUGGAGGCCGUGAUCACCGCCGUGAUGGAUGAGUACCCCCAGGUCCUGGCCCAGCGCAGGGAGCUCUUCGUCCUCGGCCUCAUCACAGUCUGCUUCCUGGGCUCGCUGAGCACCCUCACCUAUGGCGGUGCCUACGUGGUGAAGCUGCUGGAGGAGUUCGGCGCCGGCUGCUCCAUCCUGGCCGUGGUGCUGCUGGAAACCAUAGCUGUGUCCUGGUUCUACGGGAUCCAGCGGUUCUCCCAUGAUGUGAAAGCCAUGCUGGGCUUCACCCCAGGGCUGUUCUGGAAGGUCUGCUGGGCAGCCAUCAGUCCCGCCCUGCUGGCAUUCAUCGUGGCCAGCUCGCUUCUGGAGCAGCCGCCCCUGGCACUCUUUGGCUACCAGUACCCGGCAUGGAGCACCUCGCUGGGGCACCUCGUGGGAGCGUCCUCCUUCAUCUGCAUCCCUGUCUACAUGGUGUACAAGCUGGUCUGGACGCCGGGGUCCCUCAAGCAGCGCCUCGCUGUCUGCAUUCGGCCAGAGAAAACAGCACGAGACCCCCAAGCGGAGACGGUGGGCAUGGAGCCGGUCCUGUAGCACGACGAGGGGACGCAGAAGCUGCUCUCCACUCCCUGUUCCCUUGUAACACCCAUCAGGCAGGCAGAAGAAAAGCUGCGGUCACUUUCACCAUCCUCUCGGCCAGCUGGCCCCACAGCUGCGGGCAUCGCGAGCGCGCAGUGACCACGGUGCCUGCGGCAGCGCAGUGUGCGGGAGCUGCAUCACCGCUCCACGUCUCGGUUCCCUUUCAAAGAGAAAACAAAGCCCCAGCUGUGAGCAGGCUGUGUGGUUUCGGGCUCUUUAGGGUUCAUUCCCCCCUGCUCCAUUUUGGGGUGAAACCAGCACACCAAGGCACAGCAGUGUCCCCACGGUCACUGCCACCUUGUCUGGCCGAGGGAUACCUGUGGUGUCACCAUGCCACUGGGUCCACGCGACCUCAUCAACCGCAGCCACCCCUGCUGUCCCCCUGGCAGCUCUGAAGCAGUUAGCACAGAACAGAACAGAACUGGAGAGUGCAGCCAAGAGCUGGGGUCACACAGGGAUGGAGGGGACCCAGGGCAGGGGGCACAUGGGUUUGGGGAGAACACGGGGAUAGGAGGCACAUGGAGAUGGGGACAACAUGGGGUUGUGGAGAACAUGGGUUUGGGGGUGACACAGGGACGGGGGACACAUAGGGAUAGGAGAUAGUGAUAUAGUGAUAGGACAAGUGGGAAUGGCUUUAAACUAAAAGAGAGGAGAAUGAGGUUGGAUGUAAGGAAUUCUUUGCUCUGAGGGCACCGAGGCCCUGGCACUGCCCAGAGCUGUGGGUGCCCCAUCCCUGGAGGUGUCCCAGGCCAUGGAUGGGCCCUGGGCAGCCUGAGCUGGUGGGCAGCCAGCACACGGCAGGGGUGGAGCUGGGGGAUCGAUCUUUAAGGUCCCUUCCAACCUAAACCAUUCUAUGACUCUAUGAGACACGUGGAAGCGGGGAGAACAAGGGGAUGUCGGGAGGCACACAGGAAUGGAGAGAACACAGGGGUGCGGGCGACAUGAAGAUGGGGGAACACACGGGGACAGCGAGAGCCUGCGGGGAGAGGGGGAACACGCAGGGCCGGGCGGGCACAGCGCUGGGGCACGGCGGUGACGCUGGCGGGGCGGGGCGGGGCGGGCGGCAGGAAGAGGAAGCGGCGAUCUGCGCCGUGCCGGAGCGGGGAGCCGAGCCGAGCGGAGCCGGGAUGUCGCUGCGGGGCUGGGCGCUGGCCGUGCUGGCGGCCCUGACCCCGGCGGAGCGCAGCCGGCCGUACGCCGUGCUGCAGAAGCAGAACCUGGUGCUGCUGGGCAGCAUCCUCAGCGCCCUGCUGCUCACCAUCGUCCUCAUGGCCGUCUGCGUCUACAAACCCGUCCGCCGGCGGUAGCGGCCCCGCUACGCCACCCGGGAGCCGCCCCGCCUGGGUUCCGCUCGGCGUCGCCGCGUCCGCUUCUGCUUCGCGGUGAACCGCGUUCCCGGCCCCAGCGCUGAGCAUCGGAGCCAUGGGGAGCAGCCGGGGACGAGCAGGAUCGCGGGGCUGCGCCGGGCCGCCUUCGGCCUUCCCAGCACCGCCGGCUUUCGCUCCGAGCCAGGCGGCCCAAAGCAGCCCCGUGCAGCACGGCCGCGAGAGACACGCGUGCGGGCCGCUCCCGGGCUGUGCAGAGCGCUCGGCUGGGAGCAGGUCCUCUGCCCCCAGAACACCCGCAGGUCUGGGGGGGGGGAGCCGGGCCCGCUGGGAGCUCUGCACUGAAGCCACAGCCCGAUCCUCACCAUGCAUUUUUUGGUAACAAAUUCAGGGGUUUACACUGAAGUCACACGUGCAUACGGAUGCUGCUAUUUUGUUGAUGUUGUUUGUUCUGUUUUGCACUGCUGGGAGUAGUAACUGGAUUUUGCUUAUUAAGUAUUACUUUGGUAUUUAACAUAGGGGUCGGGGCUAGUAAUUUAUUUUAGUUUUAAAACUGUACCUCCAGAGUGAAGGUGUUGGGCAGUUCUGCAAGCCCUCACACUGCAGCCAGCAGGGCCUGCUCCGUUAGGUUCAGGGACAGCUCGUGGAGCUGGGGGUUCCCUUUGCUGCUGCUCUGUGCAUCAGCAACCGAGCCCAGCCUGGAACAGACCUCGCUUCUGAUCUCAGUGAAGCACAACUGAGGGAGCAAACUAAUGGUGGGAUGCUUCUUUCUGCUCUUCUCCUUGGUUGCAGAGCCGUGGCUCGCUGAUUUUUGCAUCCUUUGUUCCGUGUAACACUGUGCCCAGAGCUGUGUGCUGUUCAUGGGUGCAGCCCCGGGCUCCCUGCAGCAGCGUUGUUUGCAUUCAUUCUUCACCCCCUGCUCUGUCUCUCUGUACAAAUAAAAGAAGUAAACACUGCA